CCAAAAUCAGAAAACAAAUUAUAAUCUAAAAAAUAAAAAAUAAAAAAAAUCUGCAAAGUUUUUCCUCUUUCUCUCUCUAAAACCUCAAAAGCCAAUGGAACCCAAUGAAACCCAACAACACUACUUCACCACUGUGACCUCCACCACUGUAACUACCUCUCCGUCACCGACCAAUGGGCUUCUGCCGCCUAAUGAAAGUGGAGGGUCCCAUCACAUGGUGUACCCUCACUCCGUGCCUUCGGCGGUGACGUCGCCCUUGGAGCCUGCUCGGAGGAAGAGAGGGAGGCCUAGGAAGUAUGGCACCCCGGAACAGGCCUUGGCUGCUAAGAAAAUGGCGUCGUCGAGCUCGAAAGAGCGGAGAGAACAGCAGCAGCAGUUGGCUCUUGGUGGCGGCGGUGGUUCGCUUUCUGCCUCUUCUAAGAAGUCUCAGUUGGUUGCUUUAGGCAAUGCCGGUCAAGGUUUUACUCCACAUGUUGUCAAUGUAGUUGCAGGAGAGGAUGUAAGCCAAAAAUUAAUGCUGUUCAUGCAACAAAGCAAGCGUGAAAUAUGUAUUUUGUCUGCAUCUGGUACGAUCUCAAAUGCAUCUCUCCGCCAGCCUGCAACAUCAGGCGGUAUCAUUGCAUAUGAGGGCCGAUUUGAGAUCAUUUCACUCUCUGGAUCUUAUGUUCGGACUGAAACUGGAGGGAGGACUGGUGGGCUCAGUGUAUGUCUAUCAAGUGCAGAUGGCCAGAUUAUUGGAGGAGGAGUUGGUGGACCUCUAAAGGCUGCCGGCCCAGUUCAGGUUAUUGUUGGUACAUUUAUGAUUGACAACAAGGAUGUUAGUGCUGGUGCAAAAGGUGAUGCCUCUGGCAGCAAGUUGCCAUCUCCGGUUGGUGGGACUUCAGUAUCUAAUGUUGGCUUUCGCUCAGCUUUUGAAACUUCAGGGAGAAAUUCAAUUGGGGGAACUGAUGAUCAUCAAAGUUUCGGAGGAAGUCAUUUCAUGAUGCAACCACAGGGCAUGCAUGUGGCACCUCGGGCCUCGGAUUGGAGGACUGGUCUAGAUGAUAGAAUUGGUUUUGAGUUGACAGGAAAAACAGGUCAUGGAGCUCGUCAAUCUCCAGAAAACGGUGACUAUGAUCAGAUGGCAGAUUAGAUAUAUGUUUUGCGUAGAUAUUUAAAUCACCACUGUUUUACAAAGAGCGAAUAGAUGUACAACUCCUUGGCCCUUGCACCUUGCUCCUUUCCCGUAGUGUAAUAUGAUAUACCUGUACAGGUCCACCCAUUACCCUUUUGUUAGUUGACACUAAUUACUGAUUAGAAUAUGCACCAUAAGGUAAGGAGAUGGCCUUUGAAAAUCCUAGUCCUGUGCUUAAUUGUUGAAAUGCUUUCAACCUAUUAUUGCUGAUAAUUUUCUUACUUUGAGUUACAUGAAUCCUCACAGGUUUAGAGGAGUGGGGGUUGGGGGAGACUAAUCAUGCAAAACUUGAGUGAUAACACAUAGCAGUUGUGCAUUUAGUCUUGAAAUUACUUAUUGUUCAAAGCCUUUUAAUUAAGUUGUGCUUUUAGUCUUGAAAUUAGUGAUUGUUCAAAGCCUCUUACUUAAGUUGUGGUUCCCAGGCCUAGGAGAUGAGAUAUUUUAGGUGUGAAAAUUAACUUGGAAGUGUGUUAUAUUUGGCAUCUUCAUGCACACAAGUCAAUCGAUGUUGAAUGAAUAAUUAUAUUUCCAUGUUUUUCUCCUUUCCUACUCAUUGUGUGAUAGAUAAUGGCCUCUUGUCUUGUCUACUCAUUUUGAUUUUUCCCCUCACACUGAGCAUUUAGUGCAUGUGAAUAGAAUAAUUGUGCUUUUGACAGGUUCUUGUAAAAGGGGGGAAAAAAAAGAAAAGAGGAUUGUUUCUGAGUAAACAACAAAUCUUAAAAGUUGAAUGUAGUGCACAUUUGGGAUUAUUUUCUGUUUUGCAGAAGGUAAAAUAGUUUGGACUGAACUCUGCCUUUCAACCUUAAUAUGUCUGAGGUUCCUUUUGGUAGCAUGGUGGGAGACUACUCACUGCACCGCGUGGUGUGGUUUUAUAAUUCAAGGUUUCAAUCAUAAAACACAGUCGUGAUGCAGUGGGAGGGACUCGCCAUGCUGCCAAAGGGAACCUUGGGAACCUUAGCGAGUGAAGAACCUUUUGUCUUUCUUGUUUCUUGGUUUGCUUAGCCAUUGUUAAAAGCAGAUUGCAGCAAGGCCAUCCAUGAAGCCAGGAGGAUUACUUAGCUCCUCAACUUGAUUUUGACCAUCUUAAUAACCCAUUUCCUCUUCUUUUAUUGGAUUAAACUAUGCUAACAAGAACAUAGAGGAUUUUACUUAGUAGUUGAUGCAUUUAUCUCAUUAUUCAAAAAGUAUAAUUCUUACCAGCAUUACCUAACAAUCAAUAACCAUCCCAGGCCAUGUGCAGUUAGCCGCCCUUGACAUUUGAUUUAUUUACGUAUGUGGUUUUUGGCAUAACAUUUUGCUUGGUUUAGAGAUUAAGAUUCAUGAACUUAUCCACCGGGGUUAUUUUUAUAUAUUUUUUAAGAAAAAAAAUCGUAAUUUAAAGAUAAAAAAAUGAAUUAUAGGUAUUAUUAUCUUAAGUCAAAGAUGCCAUGUUGAUACAUAAGGUAUAGUAGUAUUUUUAAUCACCUCUAUUUAUUUUAUGACCAGAAUCAAAUAUUGAAAGAAUAAAAAUAAAAAAUCCAAAAGAAAUGUCAAUAAAAUGUCCAAAGAGUUAGGGAAAGUGGUGCAUAUCAAAUCAAAGUUAAUAAAAAUUAAAUGCUGGUCAUAAAUAAAGUGUUGGGGAUAUUUUUAGAUCU
Messenger RNA from Durio zibethinus, 2808 nucleotides. Its product is annotated as AT-hook motif nuclear-localized protein 14-like. Gene Ontology annotation, molecular function: minor groove of adenine-thymine-rich DNA binding. NCBI's taxonomy places the organism in Eukaryota, Viridiplantae, Streptophyta, Magnoliopsida, Malvales, Malvaceae. The record is from RefSeq and is a predicted model, not a curated record.